GACACAUUGUCUGGAACUGGGAGUUGGAGUUUAUCUCCUUCUUGGGAAAGGCUGUAUACGACCUACCUUCUGUGUAUGAAAAUUUUCUGUUCUUACCUUGUUCUUAGCUUCAUUGUGAUUGUUACUGUGUGGUGGUAGUCGUAUCAUUGGUAUCAGAGACUGGUUGCCGUGGUGAAUGGUUGGCACGAGGAAGAAAAUGGAAGGGAGAAUGAAUGACGUUGAGCGAGGUCAACGUGAGAUACAAACGAGCAUGGAUAAUUUAGCUGCGAAUAUUGCAGCGAUGCAAACUGCGAUGCAAGCCAGUAUCGCUGAAUUACAAGUUCAGAUGACCAAUCGAUCUCGGAGUCAGUCGCGACGAUCGAACAACUCACUGCGAACAGCUCAUCAGAGGAAUCCGCGAGAAGAAGAUAGUUCGGAUGAGGCAGUUAACAAUUCCGUCUCGCAACACAAUUGCGAACCUAGACGGAAUCAUAGAAAUCAGAAUCAUAGCGCCAGAAAAAUUGACUUGCCCUUAUUCAACGGGAAGGAUGUUUCUGGUUGGUUGUUAAGGAUGAACAGAUACUUCCGAUUGAAUCGGACAGGAGAAGAAGAUAAAUUGGAUGUAGCGGUCAUCGCAUUGGAAGACCAAGCUCUCAGCUGGUUCCAAUGGUGGGAGGGACAGGCACAGCAUCUGAAUUGGGACUCAUUCACACGGGCGUUGACCAGGAGAUUUCAACCUAAUUUGGUUCAGGAUCCCUUGGGGCCUCUAUUUAGUCUGAAACAGAAGGGAUCCAUAUCCGAGUAUAGAGAUACAUUUGAGACAACUAUUGCAUCCCAAGGACAUUUAUCUGAAGAAGUGUUGAAAGGUGUGUUCUUAAAAGGGCUGAAAAGGGAUAUUAGAGCAGAAUUGAAGCUCUAUAAGACCAGGACAUUGGCUGAGGUGAUGGAUAAAGCAACAUUGAUUGAAAACAAGAAUGUGGAGGCAGUUUUAAUGAAGAAUAAGGAGGAAAACAAGAAGAAGGGACAAGGCAGGAAUAUCAUUCAGGGUCAGGGACAGAGUUGGAAUGAAAAUAAUAAAUGGAGAAGCUAUCCAGGACCUAUGAGAAACUCCAGUACAGUAAACAAAGGGGCCAGUGAAAUCAGAAAGCAGCCAGAAGUGAAAGAAGUUUCUGAAAGAAGACAAGGGACCAGAUUAUCUCAAGAAGAGUUGUUGGAGAGGAGCAAGAAGGGGUUGUGUUUUAAAUGUGGUGAGAAUUGGAGCAGAGGUCAUGCUUGUAAAAUGAAAAACUACAAGAUGGUGUUGGUAGAGGAUUCUGAAGGGGAAGAGAAUUCAGAGAUUGAGGGAGAAGAAACAGUAGAAGAAUUCAUAAGUACUACCAAUCAAAUGGAAAACAAGAACAUGCAACUCUCAGUCCUAAGUAAGGAAGGCAUAUCCUCUAUGACUACUUUCAAGGUGAUAGGGAAGAUGAAAUGGAUUGGUGGAGUGAUAGAGGUCACUGUGUUAAUAGACAGUGGUGCUACACACAAUUUCUUGUCCAGAAAAUUGGUGGAGAGCAAGAACAUACCUUACAAUCCAAUUAAGGGUUAUAAGGUCCAGAUUGGGAAUGGUGAAUGUAUACCCAAUUGGGGCAGAUGUUCAGUGGCAGAAUUGGAAAUUCAAGGAGUACAGAUUCAACAAGAUUAUUACAUCUUGGAAUUGGGAGGUGUGGAUAUAGUGUUGGGAAUGGAAUGGCUGACUGGUUUGGGAGACAUGGAGGUAAACUUUAAGCAUCAAAUCCUAAAGUGGAAUCAGAAAAGGGAAACAUAUAUCAUAAAGGGAAAUCCAAAUGCUAAUCAGAUAGAGGUGACUUUGAAGACUAUGGGUCACAUAUUACAUCAGGAAGGUGAGGGGUUCUUGUUAUACUGUGAAGGAGAAUCUGGGAAACUGACUGAUAUGGAUGACAGGGAAACUGAAUGGGGAGAAGUGAUAGCUGAAUUCUCAGAAGUAUUUAGUUCUACACUACAAUUUCCACCUGCAAGGGACUGUGAUCAUGCCAUAAAUAUUAAAGAAGGAGCAGAGAUACCUAAUAUCAGACCAUACAGGUAUUCAUUUGAUCAGAAAAAUGAAAUUGAGAAGAUUAUUGCAGAAAUGUUGAAAUCUGGAAUUAUUAAACACAACAAUAGCCCGUAUAGUAGCCCCAUUCUAUUAGCUAAAAAAAAGAUGGGGGCUGGAGGUUUUGUGGAGACUAUAGGGCUUUGAAUAAGGUUACUAUUCCUGAUAAGUUUCCUAUUCCAGUAAUUGAAGAGCUGUUGGAUGAGUUAGGUGGUGCCAGAAUUUUUUCAAAACUGGAUCUCAAGGCAGGUUACCAUCAGAUCAGGAUGAAAGACUGUGAUACACAUAAAACAGCUUUCAGGACCCAUGAGGGUCAUUAUGAGUAUUUAGUUAUGCCCUUUGGGCUGACUAAUGCUCCAUCCACUUUUCAGUCACUAAUGAAUGAGGUUCUAAGGCCUUUUCUGAGAAAAUUUGCUUUGGUGUUCUUUGAUGAUAUUUUAGUCUACAGCAAAACUAAGGAAGAACAUAAAGAACACCUAAGAAAGGUUCUGGGAGCUUUGAAGAAGAACCAUUUAGUGGCAAAUCAAAAGAAGUGCUCAUUUGGCCAAAAACAACUGAAUUAUCUGGGACAUAUUAUUUCAGAAGAUGGUGUGGCAGCUGAUCCUGAAAAGAUUGAAGCUAUGAAGAAUUGGAAUAUCCCUAAGGAUUUGAAGGAACUCAGAGGGUUCUUAGGUCUGACUGGGUAUUACAGAAGGUUUGUAAGGGGGUAUAGCAAGAUUGCUGCUCCUCUUACUGUGCUUUUAAAGAAGGAUGGGUUUAUAUGGAAUGAGAUGGGUACUGAGGCUUUCCAGAAUCUGAAAGAGGCCAUGAUUUCUUUGCCAGUGCUCAGAGUACCAGAUUUUAAUAAAAUGUUUGUGAUUGAAACUGAUGCUUCAGGAAAAGGUUUAGGGGCUGUAUUGAUGCAGGAAGGGGGACCUCUAGCUUAUAUGAGCAAACAGUUAUCUCCCAAAUACUUGAAUAAAUCAGUGUAUGAAAAAGAAUUAAUGGCUAUUGUUUUUGCUAUUCAAAAGUGGAGGCCUUAUCUUUUGGAAAGGAGUUUUGAGGUACAUACAGAUCAGAGGAGUCUGAAGUAUUUGACUGAGCAAAAGGCUAUGGGAGAAGAUCAGCAAAGAUGGAUAGCCAAAUUGAUGGGCUACAACUUCACCAUUAGAUACAAACCAGGGAUUGAGAAUAAGGCAGCUGAUGCCUUAUCCAGAAAAUACUCAUAUGCAGCCAUAUCUACUGUAACUUGUCAGGAGUGGGAGGGUCUGGAAGAAGAACUGGAGAAGGACCCUAAAUGGGGGGAGACAAUGCAGAAGAUGUUAAUUCAACCAGAUAAAUAUCCAGAUUAUAAGAGGAAAGGAGGAUUACUUUAUUACAAAGGGAGGUUGAUUUUACCAAAGGGAUCCCACAGAAUUUUGAUCAUUCUCAAAGAAUACCAUGAUUCAGCCAUAGGGGGUCAUUCAGGGUAUUUCAGGACUAUGAAGAGGAUUUCCAAUUUAUUCUUCUGGGUGGGGAUGAGAACUGACAUCAAGGAUUAUAUUCAAGGGUGUGACACUUGUCAGAGGAAUAAAUAUCAGGUUUUAAAGCCUGCAGGAUUGCUGCAACCUCUACCCAUACCUGAACAAGUGUGGACUGAUGUUAGCAUGGACUUUAUUGGGGGUCUACCAAAAUCACAAGGAAAAGACACUAUUUUGGUGGUGGUUGACAGAUUGACAAAGUUUUCACAUUUCAUACCAUUGGCACAUCCCUAUAAUGCCAAAGGAGUGGCUGAAAUCUUUAUUCAGGAGGUGGUGAGAAUACAUGGAUUCCCAAAGUCCAUUGUGAGUGAUAGAGACAGCCUUUUCUUGAGUUCUUUCUGGUCAGAGUUGUUCAGAUUGGCUGGGACAAAACUCAAAUAUAGUACUGCCUACCAUCCACAGAGUGAUGGGCAGACUGAAGUGGUGAAUCGUUGCCUAGAGACAUAUUUGAGGUGUUUAAGUGGGAAGAAACCUAGGCAAUGGGUUAAAUGGCUUCCAUGGGCAGAAUAUUGGUUCAACACUAAUUAUCAUAGCUCCUUGAAAAGCACUCCAUAUCAGGCUUUAUUUGGACAAUCACCUCCUGCUAUCAUUAGAGGUGAUGUCAGUAUAACUUCAGUAGAUGAAGUAACUAAAAUGACUGCUGAGAGGAAUGAGAUGUUGACCGAACUAAAGGAGAAUUUGGCCAGGGCACAAAAUUUGAUGAAGCAACAAGCUGAUAAACACAGGAGAGAAGAGGAAUUGGAAGUGGGAGAUCAAGUCUUCUUAAAGAUACAACCUUAUAAAAUGAGAAGUUUGGCCAAGAGAAUCAAUCAAAAGCUGAGUCCCAGAUUUUAUGGCCCUUAUGAAAUUUCAGAGAAAAUAAACAAGGUUGCUUUCAGAUUAAGGUUGCCAGAAGGAAGUAGAAUACAUCCUGUAUUCCACAUAUCCUUGUUGAAGAAGGUGCUGAAACCCACUGUAGCUUAUCAAAGCCUCCCAGAUUGCCUCACAGAAGAUUGUGAGUUGCAAGUGAGACCUGAAGCUGUGAGAGACAGUAGGCUGAAUCAGGAAGGGAAGAAGGAGGUCCUAGUGCAUUGGCAUGGCCUUCCUGAUUUUGAAGACUCAUGGGAGGAUAUUCAUAUGAUCAGAGAUCAAUUCCCUGACUUUCAACUUGAGGACAAGUUGGUUCUACAAGGAGGGGGUAUUGAUAGAGAUCCAGCUAGUCUAAGCAAUCAGAAUAGAAGAUUCGGGAGAGUAUAUUCUAAAAGGCCUAAAAUAGACUAGCGGUUAUUAGUUAAAAGCUGUUAAGUAACUAAUAACUACCUUCUGUUUGUAGAAGGAUAUAAAUAGAAUAAUUCUGAUGUAGGAUGGCAGGCUGUUUUUAGACACAUUGUCUGGAACUGGGAGUUGGAGUUUAUCUCCUUCUUGGGAAAGGCUGUAUACGACCUACCUUCUGUGUAUGAAAAUUUUCUGUUCUUACCUUGUUCUUAGCUUCAUUGUGAUUGUUACUGUGUGGUGGUAGUCGUAUCAGUACCUCUACUAAGGAAGCUAAUUUUCAAGUAAUGAUUGUAGUCAUGUGUAGCUUUACAUUUGCUCAUCUCCUCUGUAGGCUGAAGUGGCAUCCUAGAAGUCAAUAAAGUUUUUAUGCUUAUUUUACUGAUAGCAUUGUUGUUUGAAUUUGCAGCCAAAAUGACCUCUUAUUCAAACCUUUUUUAAAGAUUCAAAGAAAUCUUAGUCAAGCAACAAAUUAAAAAUGACCUCUAUUUUUCAGUGGGCUUACUCUUUAAUGAGUUCAUCACAAAAUGAAUAUUCCUAACUGGUGUUCUGAUAAAUGAGUAUAUUAGAAUGUUUUUUCAAGUAUAUUUAUUAUUUAUAAGUUAAAAUCCUAACAAUCCAAAUUUCCUAUUUGAACAUUAAGCGAGUACAUAGAGUGAUAGAGAGAGUACUUAUGAAGGAGUAUAGCAGAGAGAUUUUUUAAAAUAAAGAACUCAAUUAUGGAGAGUUUUAUGUAAGGGGGUGAAUUCCAAAUGGAUUAAUGAGAUUAACGCUUAAUUCACAAUUUUGUAUCCACCUCUCUGUAUAGCGCUCUGAUUUUACCAAUGUCCCUAUACCAAGAUCCACUACUCACCCCGACAGAUUUCAAUUUGUGCUUUUAUUUUUAUUAAAAGUAAGUACUUCCGUUAAUGUUAUUCACUUAUCUGAAAUGAAACAAUGAAUCAUGCCUACUACUAGAUUGAUCUUAAGUAAGUACUUAGAGUGAGGACUGAGGAGUAAUAUAUUGUAAAUACUUAUGAAUUAAGUAAAUGAAAAUCAUCGACUGAGAAUGUUUUAGAAUGAUUUUGCAUGUUAAAAACAAGUGACUGAAAUUUAUAUUUGUUACAUUGUUGUAUUGACAAAUAUUUGCUUUAAUUGAAAAGGGUUACUCCAUGCAUGUGUUCUACAUUUGUCAAAAUUUGUCAAAACUACUGCUAUUUUCAUAACUAUUUGUUUGUUUUCUAAAUGGUUAUAUAUGUUUAAGACAUUUACACAUUGUGCGAUUUAAUUAAUCUAUGUAUACUAUCAGUUGUGUGCUUAUCAGCUUAUCACAAAAGAAAAACACUAACUAUAAUCAUUUGUGCUUGCAUAGUUUCAAGUGUGCUUGACUGCUUGCCAUGUUUCAAGUGUCUGUCAUUUAUAUGAUGGUGUUAGAUAGCUUUUGUUGAUUUCUUUCUCAAUGGUACUAUAUAUAAAUUGCGAGAUAAGUGAACGAACUUUCCUCUAGCCAUCUAAAGACGCAUGCAAGGCACAUAGUAUUAAUUUUUCUAACUUAUUAUUCAGAUCAAGGAUGUUACUUCAGUAUUUCUAACUAAAAGUGCAAACAAAAACUAUGUGUAUUUGUUUUCAUUUCAUAUGAAGUGAACAUAUAAAUGUUUGUGCCUAACUUACUUUCUUUUGUGAGAGGAAAAUUCAACUCCUUUAUAUAGUGCAGGAAGAGAUAAUGGAUCAAGUGCUAACAUGUGGAUUGAAAAAGUUAUAAUGUUCUGCUCUUCAAGUGUGAGUGUACAGGUUUCAUAAAGGAGAGGACCCUAGAGGACGGAAAGAAGGGGAUAGGUGAAGGUGAGUGGAGAAGAUGAAGGGCAAGAAUGUGGUACUGGAGAGGGAGAACAGCGAAGGCAAGGAGAAGUUGGACCUGCAACUCUUAGGGCAGAGAGAGAAGGGCUUGGACCUUGGUUAAGGCUGAAAUGCACAAAGUUUUCAUGUCUGUAAUGUGGUUGAUCAAAUUUUUCAUAUAUGUAUUUGCCCCUUUCAAUAUGAUUUUUGGCUUCUUUCAAAAUUUCCAUAUAUCUAUCAAUCAAUAUAUUUACUAUCUGUAGUAUUGUUUUUCACUUUUUUGUAUGAGCUGAAUUGAUAUAUAUAAAUAAUAAGUAGUUGAGGUUAAAGUUACA
Molecule: messenger RNA, 6971 nt
Organism: Cuscuta europaea
Lineage: Eukaryota; Viridiplantae; Streptophyta; Magnoliopsida; Solanales; Convolvulaceae
Source: the annotation of a GenBank genome assembly